CUCUCGUUAGCACACCACCACCGCUUCAGAGCAGAAACAGUCGCAAAGAUGGCAAACGGCUGGAGCCUUAUCAUCGGCCUCAUCUUCAUCAUCGCUUUCUCUAUCGCCUCGUGGUUUUUGAGCCCCAAAGGCGAAAAUCAGACAGUGUGGCGGUCGUCGCUGAUCUUGUCAGCGUGGUCAUGCUUCCUCAUGUGGGCCAUAACCUUCCUUGCACAAUGGCAUCCGCUUAUAUCACCUAUCAACAAUACGCUGCGGCCGGGCUAUGAGUGACCAGCCAUGCCGAUAGGAGGAGAAGAGGAAUCUCGAGGCAAGGCCGGUGCAAGCUUGUCUGUUGGCAAUGCAAUGGAACUCAGAACAGCCUAAGAGUUUGAGCUCAACGAGAUGCCGAAUGCUACACGUACAGGCUUUGUAUCAUACUGUAGUAAUGUGAAGUGAUUAGAGGCACUGGAAAGCCGACUCAGCACAAUAGAGUCACGGGACUUCUCUGCAGACAGCUGGACACAUUUCAAACAGUUUCUCUGCAACAUUAUCGCAUCAUCCUGUGCAAAUUUUGCAGAUCUCUUAAUCAUAAAUGAUGCUACGCCAAACUCACAACAGC
Messenger RNA from Verruconis gallopava, 598 nucleotides. RefSeq lists its product as uncharacterized. Gene Ontology annotation, molecular function: proton-transporting ATPase activity, rotational mechanism. Gene Ontology annotation, cellular component: vacuolar proton-transporting V-type ATPase, V0 domain. The transcript is spliced from 4 exons. The record is from RefSeq and is a predicted model, not a curated record. Bases 49 to 270 code for a protein of 73 amino acids. Lineage: Eukaryota; Fungi; Ascomycota; Dothideomycetes; Venturiales; Sympoventuriaceae. Gene Ontology annotation, biological process: proton transmembrane transport; vacuolar acidification.